AUCACGCGAACCGUUUACUUCUAAAUUCUGAUUCUUUGAGAAUGAUCGAAAUCCAUGACAAAUUUAAUUUGUCAUGUCGAAAUCCGAAUAUUGCUAUUCACGGUCACCUACUAUUAAUUAUUGCAGAAAUUGCAUAAAAUAUCACCACAAUUGCCUAUACACUAUAAUUUUUUAAUUUUUUUUUUAUGAUUUGCCAUAUUAUAUAACUAUAAAAAAUGGAACCAUUGAUGCCAUCCGAAAUCGCUCGUUUAGUAUACGGUUAUUUAAAGAACGAAAAAAAUGAAGAUACUGCUGAAUGUUUUUUAAAAUCCUCUCCUUGUUUAACUGAAUGUUAUCAGAUGUUUAAGACUAAAAGAAACUUUAAUAUAAAAGUGAAUGGGUUCAAUUUACAUGAUAUAUUUGACCUUUUUGGAACUAUGAGUAGCAUGAUUGAAGAACGAAUAUCUGAAACAUGUGAAUCGAAAACAUUAAUUGAAAAAUUACAGUAUUUGCUAGAUUUAAAUCAUACAACAACCAAAGAAGAUAAAUCUACUGAGAUCAAAUUAAAUAUGGUUGACAAAUGUGUUGGUAAUAGAGUUCACACUAAAGAUCAGGGUACACAUAUAUCAAUAAAUAUAGAAGCAAAUAAAAGUACAUGUACAUCAGAAGAAUUAUUAAAAGUCCCAUUGUUCCCUGAAAUAAUUUCUAAUAAUGUUUAUAAAACAGAAGAAGUUGACUCAUUUAAUAACGAGACCACUUUAAACAAUGAGAGAAAUUUAAGUACAUUUUCUUUAUCUAGUCCAUCUUCUGAGAUACAUCUAAUAGAUAAUAAUGUGAGGGCAACAUUUUUCAAAAUUGAAGACAAACAAUCUCCAAUAUUUCAAGUUAAUAAACAAAUGUGUAGUACUCCAGAAAAAAAAAAAGAUGAACCAAAAAUUAGUAUUGAAUCAAUACCACAAUUUAGUCCAAAAUAUAUUCAUAAUUUAAUUUCUGUUGAUCAGACAAAAUAUCAGAAAGUUCCAGAAGCAACAUCACUCGAUUCUAUGCCUGGAUUCUCUAAAGAAGAUAGGAUAAAGGAUGGAUCAAUUGUGAUUGAUACUGGUGAAUUAGUUGAUACAUUUUUGAAUGAUCAAAGUUUGUUGAAAAAAAUCGCUGAUACUAUAAAUACAUGUUUUAAAACUCAUAAAAAAACUUUUAAUAUAUUAGAAGGGAAUUUAGAUCCUCCUACUCUAGAAAAAGCAUUAAAUUCUACUCAGACUGAUCCACAAAUAAAAAAUAUACUAGAUGAGUUUUUAGUUUUUAAUGUUGACAAUGCUGAAAUUGGUAAAAAAGCAUAUACUAAUGAUCAUCUAGGCUCAAUUAAAUCACGUUUACGUAGUGCCAAGAAAAAAGACGAUGUGCUUCACAAAUUUAAAAAGAAUAGUUUUAAUAACCAAAAUCAUAUUGUUUAUGGUAAUGAAGAAUGUAUACAAGUUGAUAAUAAUAUUGUAUUGAUACAUGAAGGAAAUAUCAAAACAACAGCUUUUGAAAGUUAUGAUUUAUUAUCAAAUCAAUUAGUUCUACUAUCAACUGAUUCAUAUAACUUUGACUCUACUAAAAUAGAACCAGAAGAAAAUUGUUUAUCUAAAGCAAACUAUGUGAAAAUUGCUCCAAAAAUAACUCCUCUGUUGAAAAUUCAGCAAGUUCCUGAAAAACAGGUAUUUCCAAAACGAAGAAAACAUGGCAUAAUGAGUAAAUUUGGGAAAAGAAAUAUAAUUUCUAGACAGCUGCCUAUUCAGACUCCUAAAUCAAUUAUUAUUGAAGUUCCUAGUCAACGUUCAUUUGAAACUCAAGAAAAAAUUAAUAUUGAGAAAAAUGAUAUUAUUAAAUUACCUGAAGUUUCAUCUAAAGUUAAUGAUACGAUUUGUUAUAAUACUCCAGUUGAUAGACUACAACCUCCAAAAAAUAAAAGUAUGAGUACACCUCGUAGGAGAAGAACUCAUGUAAGGUGUUUAGAUUUUACCACUCCACAGCCUAAGAAUAUGACUCAAAAUCAAGCUCAUUCAAGGCUUCUUUAUAAUACCCACAAAAAAUUUGAAAAAUGUUUGGAAGAACCUUCGUCUAGUCCUAUACCAGUACUGCAAGCUGAUUGGGGAUCAGUUAAUGGAUUUGAAUCAAUUAUUAAAAAAGAAAAUAUUAAACACUGGGAUACAGAUAUUCGAGAAAUGGUGGGUGCUGGGAUUUUAACAUCAGAUGCUGAUGGAAGAAAAAGAACAAAAAAGAAAACACCAAUAAAAAAUAUUAAACGUGUUAUUGAUCAAAAUAAUUCUAUAGUUCUGACUGAAGAACAAAAGAAAUCAAGCAAUAAUUUAAUUAUUGCAAAUGAAUUUGACACUGAUAUAUCAAGUAUUUCUGAAAGUACAUAUGAUGAUUUAAAUAAGCCAUUAAAGGAACAGAUAAAAUUCCCUAUUUCAUUGGAAAAUUCUGGUAAAAUAAUUGAAUUGUUUAAUGAACAAACUCCAAUUGUUUCUGAUACAUCAAUUAAUGUCAACAAUAAAAAAUUGUUAAAAAACCAAAGUGAACUUAUGACUCCCUUCAAAAAAAUUGACAAGAUAACUGAGCUUAAUAAUGGACAACUUUCUAUCAAAUCUGAUUCUUUAAAAAGUCAAUGUGGUAUAACUCAAAUCCAUUCGGAACAGUCUCAUGCUAAUAUUAAUGAACAAGAAAAUAAUCAAAAUCAAUUAAUUAAAUCUCCUAGCUUAGAAAUUGAACCAAAAAAAACAAAACAGGAAAAAGAUCCUAACUUUUUAAAAAUGUUUAAUAAUUAUAAUUAUUUAUUAACAAAAAAAAAGUUAAUUAAAUCAACCAAAUAUUUAAAAGAACAAGGUUUAUUAGAUAAAACUCAUACUAACAACUCCAAUGAAUUAAGUAGUCCUAUGAAACCUAUUAGUAUUGAACCAGUUAAUACUAAUCUAGUUGAAACCCCAUACAAACGUGAUGAUGGUGUUGUUGAUGUACCCAAAACUCCUAUUUCAAAAAUAAAAUGUCUUACACAAGUAAAUUCAUUAACAGAAACACCUUCGAUCGAGGUAUUCAAAAAAACAUCAUAUUUAAAUAAACAGCCAAUUUUACAAUUUCCUUCUACUUCAAGAAAUUUGGGGUCUGUUGACACUUUGAUUGUACUACCCGAACAGGAUUCUAUUAAAACCUCAAAAAAUACCAAUUGUGAAAUUGGUUUGAGAGAAUUUUUAAACCCCUCUAUUCAGAUUAAAACUACUAACAAUAAAUUAUCUAACAAAACAAAAAUAGAUAAAUUUGAAUGUACUCCUUUAAAAUCUAAAGUAAAAUGUUUAAGUAAAUCUAAAGUAAAAAGUCUAUUAAAAAGAAAAAAUAUUGAAGCAAAAAAAAAACAAUUUUAUGAGUCUGUUAAAGUUGAGUUGUUUGGAAGUGAAGUUUCAUCGAGUUCAAGUUCCUGUGAAUUAAUAAAUACUAAUGAACAAACUGAAACAAUAAUUAUUAAUAAAAAACCUCAAGAUAAAGAAAAAAUAUCUGGUUUUAAACAUAUACCCAAGAGAAAAAUAGUUAAUUCUAUGCCUGUUGUAAAUGUUACUAGUGUUGAAAAUCAUUUGUUAAAUGAGUUAAAUAAUCAACCUACCAAGAUUCCUUCUAUUAAACCAAUUAUAGUACAACAUGAGAAUAAUAAUGAUAAUACUUCAGAAAAAAUAAAGAAGGAAAAUUCAAAAAAUAUAAAAAAGUUCAUGGUACAUUUUGAUGACCCAAUAGAAAAAAUUUUUAGUUUAUCUAAAAGUCCAAGUAAAUCCACCAACAAAAAUACUAGUAAAAUACCAAAAAAAAAUACAAUUAAUGACAACUCUGAACAGUUGAUUGGUUUAAGUAGAUAUUUGAAUAAAACAUCAAGAACAUAUGGUUGUAGACUAAAAGGUAAAAAAGUCAAAACAAUUGAACCCAGGAUUAAGACAACUAAAACAGAUAAUAUUAAUUCAAAAAUGCAUAAUGUAAAUAGAUCUAGUGAGAAUAUUUCAACAAGUUAUUCUAGUAAUAAAAAAAAAUCUCAUGAUAUGAAAAAUCAAAGAAUUAAAUUAUCUGAAAGUUGUAUAACAGACUUAAAUGAAGUGUCUUAUGAGAUUGAAAAUAAUGCAGUUCAUAAUAAAAAUAUUGUACCAUUAGAUUUUGAGCAAACUAAAUGCCUAGAUGAUAACAUUUUUAAUCCAAAUUGUAUUACUAAUAAAAACAAUAACAUUGUUAAUAAUAUUUCCUGUGUUACUAUUAGACAUGAUGAUAAAUUAGAUACUCAGAUUAACAAAAUUUCUGAUCCAAUUGACUAUAUGGAAUAUUUAAAAAAGUCAAAGGUGUAUGAAGUAAUUACUGAAGAUGGUAAACAUGAGAUGGUGUAUUUACAUUUAUCAGAAAAAUUUAUUUUUCUUGAUAUACUCUCAGAAUUAGACAGUACACAGCUAUCCGAUCCAAUUACCUCAACGUUGAUAACAGUAAACAAAAAGCUAGGUGACAUUUCAGAAAUAGAAAGUGGUGAAUUGACAAAUGAUGAAGAAAUACUCAUACCUAUAACUAGUACCCCUAAAGAUGGUGUUAAGAUAAAAAAUGACAAAAAUAACAGAGCCAGAAGAAGCCCUUCUAUUUGGGAAGAUUCUUUUCAUAAUUAUCCAAUAAGACAUAGAAACAACAGAUAUAGAGAAACAAGCUAUUUGCAAAAUAAUAUUCAUCGUAAAUAUGAUAAAUAUAGGACAAAGAAAAUUCAACACCACAAUGAUCGAUUACAAUUUAAUAAUCAGAAUCAUUUUCAAAGAAGUAAUCAUCAAAAUGUAAAAAGAGAGUUUUGGAAAGAUAUAGUAAGGGGUACUGAUAAAUUUAAGCAUAAAGAUGAAAAAAGAUGUUACCAUGAUUAUAGUAAAGGAAAAAAUUGGGUUGAAGAAAAUCCACAAAGAAUGUCACAAAGUGAUGUACAAAAGUUCCGUAGAUCAGAAAAUAUUGUUAAUAAAGCUCUUAAAAGACCCAUAAAUCAAGAAAUAAAUAAUAAGACUCCAGCUAAGGUGUCAAAAGUUGAACAUCAACGAUUGCUGACAAAUGUUGAUGUUGAUGAUUUUUUGUCAGUUGUACACGGUAAAAAUAAAAAUUUAUAAUUUGUUGCUAUUAUUUAUUUUUGUUUGAUUUAAAUGUUAUGUUGUUAAUUGUUACACUAUUUAAAAAUGUAUAAUAAAUGUUUAUUUGUUUCAACAA
Molecule: messenger RNA, 5214 nt
Organism: Aphis gossypii (cotton aphid)
Lineage: Eukaryota; Metazoa; Arthropoda; Insecta; Hemiptera; Aphididae
Product: metacaspase-2-like
Exons: 12
Coding region: 216-5117 (1633 amino acids)
Molecular function (GO): protein binding
Source: RefSeq, a predicted model, not a curated record